Malania oleifera is the source of this 5276-nucleotide messenger RNA. RefSeq lists its product as uncharacterized. Lineage: Eukaryota; Viridiplantae; Streptophyta; Magnoliopsida; Santalales; Ximeniaceae. Gene Ontology annotation, molecular function: protein kinase activity; ATP binding; protein binding. Gene Ontology annotation, cellular component: cytoplasm. Bases 868 to 4386 code for a protein of 1172 amino acids. The record is from RefSeq and is a predicted model, not a curated record. Gene Ontology annotation, biological process: signal transduction; protein phosphorylation. The transcript has 8 exons.
GCGCGUGCCAUUUCUCAACCCUGGUGGAGAUAAUUAGAUGCUGCGACACAAAGAAAGGAGGAAGCGACACGUGGAGAGAUACCUGGCAGCCAGGCCUCGCAUCUUGCAACCGCGACAGAGGAGAGAGGAACGAGAGAGAGAGUAGCGAGAAGAGAGAGAGAGAGAGUGCAGAGACGGGUUGAUGGCGGUCCUUCUCCUAUCAUCGUCACCAGCAUCUUCUUCUUCUUCUUCUUCUUAUUCUUAGUCUUUUCACAGAGCCUUGUACUCUCUCUUACUUUUUUUCUCUAGUUUUGUCUCUUUUCUUUCUCUCUCUUAAAUUGCUUGUUUUUAGCUCGAUCACUAGCUCAUCGACAGAGAGAGAGAGGGCAUAAGCGAUAAGUGACUGGAAUAUUCCCCGAAUUUCUGUAAUUGUGAAGGCAUUUUGAUGGUUUUGGAUUUUGAAUUGGCUAUUCCCCGAAUUUCUGUAAUUGUGAAGGCAUUUUGAUGGUUUUGAAUUUUGAAUUGGCUUUCAUUGGAAUCGCCAUUUCAGGUACCCCUUUAAUAUCGAGGGUUUGGUUUUCUCGUUUAAUUAAUGAAAUGAUUGAUUUUGGGCUAGAAUUUCGACUGUAAAUUGAGAAUUUGGGGAUCCUGGUUGCAGCUUUACGGGGCUGAAAUGUUUAUUUAAUUUUUAAUUUAUUUGAUAUUGUUUGGGUUUUCAUGAUUGAUUAGAAGGGUAGCAAUGGCUGUUGUUGGGAAGUGUAAAGAUUUAUGGCACUAUUUGUAGAUUUUCAGAUGGAGAAUGAAAUUACUUCGUUUAUCAAUCUCCAAGGAAUUGUUUGUGCUUUGGGGAUUGGGAGCGAAGAACUUGUGGGCUAUAUGAUAUGAGUCAUGCUCAUGUGUAAUAAAGGAAUUGCAUGCCCGAGCGAGUCUUUCCUGCACUCUGAUAAUCCAAUUUACCGGGAACAGCCGUAUCAAAGUCUUUUAGAGAUGGAUAGCCCUUCGUCAGCCCUCGCCUCAGCCCCUAGCUCAAACCCCGGUUCUAAUGAUGAAAAUCCACGCGUUAAAUUUUUGUGUAGUUUCUCUGGUAGCAUAAUGCCUCGACCCCAGGAUGGAAAGCUUAGGUAUGUCGGUGGAGAGACGCGGAUUGUGAGCUUGCCUCGGGAUGUUAGCUAUGAAGAGUUGAUGGUGAGGAUGAGGGAGCUUUACGACGGAGCAACGCUGUUGAAGUAUCAGCAGCCUGAUGAGGAUCUUGAUGCUUUGGUGUCAGUUGUGAACGAUGAUGACGUGACCAACAUGAUGGAGGAGUAUGAUAAAUUGGGCUCAGGAGAUGGAUUCACUAGGCUUAGGAUUUUCUUAUUUUCACAUCCCGACCAAGAUGCUUCUUCACACUUUAUUGAUGCGGAUGAAAGGGAUUCAGAAAGGAGGUAUGUCGAUGCUUUGAACAGCCUUAACGAUGUAUCUGAUUUUAGGAAGCAGCAGCAGACUGAGUCCUCCAUAAUGAGUUCAGUAGAUGAAGUCCAUAUGGCAGAACAGUUCUUUAAUCAGGUAAGUCUUGAGGGUAGCAUCCACAAUCAGAGGAAUUGUGAGAUGCCCAUCCUACAGUACAACCUGCGUCACCUAACAAUUCCUCAUAUGGGAUCUGGACAGCACCAACAGUCUGUUUCGCAGAGGUAUAAUGAAAUGGAGGCACCAUGGAGUCCUGCAUACUAUUCCCCUAGGCAUCAAGGUCACCAUGAUCCACGACCAUUGCCUGAGUUUCCAUCUUCACCUUCUUCUGCUCGAUUCCGUAUGCCAUUUGGGGAGCUGUCAGAUAAAAUGCCAGAAGAAUAUACGCGGCAGCAAGUGAAUCAGCAGUCCCAAUAUGACCACCCACCUCAAUUUUCAGAGAAUGUAGUAUGGUUGCCAUCUGGACCUGUAUCUGGUGAUAAGGCAGGUUUUCCAGGUAAUAUACUUCAUGGGCCUCAUGGCUCCAAUGUCUUUGAUGGGAAUAGUAUCUGCGAGCACUGCCGGAUGACUUUCCAAAGAAAUCAAGGUUAUCCUGAUUCCCACUGGAAGCAUGGGGGAGAACACAUACCUCUGGAGCAAUCUAACAUGGGAAAUGUUCACCAGGCAACCAAUUCUUGUGCUGAAUGCCCCUCAAAUAGGGAAUCUUUCCUGAAUACAGAUCCAAAAUUGCACCAUGGUAUUUACUCAAAAGAACAAAAUGAUCCUCGAUCGGUAUAUAAUGAAACUCACAGUCAUGAAAGAGGAUGGGUUCUACAGCAGUUGAAUCCUCGGGCUGAGGAAGCAAGGGCACAUAUAUCUGGAGCUGGGAGAUUGGCUGAUCACUAUGUUGUGGAUGGUCCUGGCAUGACAUUCCCACUUGGGCAUGGAAAUUUAUCUGAUGGCCAUCAUGUAUCCUCAAAUUAUGUCCAUCAUGAAGAUCCACGAUACAUCCGAGCUGGACCUGAACCAGGGAGUGAAGUGUUUCGUGACCCAGUUGUGGCUUCCGGAUCACACAUUUCCAUUCCUCAUGAAGAACAUGGGGUUCGAUAUGGAAAUAUGCCUUAUGCUUAUGGGACAGAUAAUAUAUUGCAAGUAUCACAUGGACAUGUACCUGCACAUGCUCUCUGGAGAAAUGUUCAGAAUCCAAUGCAUGGUGCUCCUUAUGAAGCAUCAAAUUCAUCCCAGCAAGCAAAUGGUACAGUUAAUUCAGGAUUGCUUAGGGGUACAGUGGAGGGUAGUCCAAGGUUCUGUAUAGGGGUAGAUAAUCAAAAUCCUUGGGUUGAGUCAUCGCCCAAAAUAGUAGGCUUUGAUGGGUCUGCUGUUCCAGAGUACUCUUACGGUCAUGCUUUGAAAUUGAACCCUGGCACUCUUGGCCAAGGAAACAAACACCCAUUUGGUCCAGACCCCAUUCAGUCCCAAACCGACUUGAUAAACCUUGUUCCUAGUGCAGAACCUAUCCAGCGUCCAAAUCUAUCUUCAACCCAAAUAGAUGAUAAACUAGUUUCUUCAACCGUUUCUGGUUACAAUCUGGAGUCCAAAACUGAUGUCAACAUUACUGAAGCAGUGAAGAGAGGUGAUAAGACUAUUUUUGCCGAAGCAAAAGGAACAAAGCAUGUAGAAACUUUUGGAGGAACCCAUAUGCCAAACAGCUCCUGUCUAAGGAGAGACGAGAUGUCAGAUAACAAAUCUGGGGUAGAAUCUCUAGACCCUGUAAAUUCUAACUGCUUGAGACUUCCAGAAGGGCGUCGUGAUGUUAUGAAACUGGAUGAAUGUGAUCAUUCUGCUUCUGUAGAAAAUUCUAAACUGUCAGAUAACCAUUUGAGUGUUAUACCUGAAUUGAUAGCUUCAGUCAAGAGGGCAGCAUUAGAAGGUGUUGAGGAGGGGGGUGCUCAAGUUCAAGAAAAUCCCGAUGCUGUUCCCCUGGAAGUGUCAGCCACCAAAGAAGUUGCUGCCUUAGAUGAAAUAGAAACUUCUAAUACCAAUGGGGAGUCAGAGUUGGAUUCUGAAAAUGAUAAUCUAGACACUUCCAAGAUUGAGCCAACAAAGGCUGAGGAAGAAGCUAUUGCUAAGGGAUUACAGACAAUAAAAAAUGAUGAUCUAGAGGAGAUUCGAGAAUUAGGUUCUGGUACGUAUGGGGCAGUCUACCAUGGAAAGUGGAAGGGCUCUGAUGUAGCAAUAAAGAGAAUCAAAGCUAGCUGCUUUGCUGGGAGACCUUCCGAAAGAGAACGUUUGAUUGCAGAUUUCUGGAAGGAGGCUCUGAUUUUGAGUUCACUUCAUCAUCCAAAUGUUGUUUCUUUCUAUGGUAUAGUUCGUGAUGGACCUGAUGGAUCUUUAGCAACUGUUACAGAAUUCAUGGUUAAUGGAUCUCUAAAACAGUUUUUGCAGAAAAAAGACAGAACGAUCGAUCGUCGUAAGAGACUCAUCAUAGCUAUGGAUGCUGCAUUUGGAAUGGAGUAUUUACAUGGGAAAAACAUUGUACAUUUUGACCUGAAAUGUGAAAAUUUGUUAGUAAAUAUGAGAGAUCCGCAUCGACCAGUGUGUAAGAUUGGUGAUCUGGGCUUGUCAAAGGUGAAACAGCACACUUUAGUCUCAGGAGGUGUUCGGGGAACUUUACCCUGGAUGGCACCUGAGCUGCUUAGUGGGAAAAGUAACAUGGUGACAGAAAAGAUCGAUGUUUACUCAUUUGGAAUUGUUAUGUGGGAAUUGCUCACAGGGGAGGAACCUUAUGCUGAUAUGCACUGUGCUUCCAUAAUUGGGGGAAUUGUGAAUAACACAUUACGUCCACAAAUCCCAUCUUGGUGCGACCCAGAAUGGAAGUCCUUAAUGGAGAGUUCUUGGGCUUCUGAGCCAGCUGAGAGGCCAUCAUUCUCAGCAAUCUCUCAGAAGUUGAGAAGUAUGGCUGCAGCAAUGAAUGUGAGAUGAUGUUACUAUCGAUGCAGUCCUGCCCUCUUAUGUUAACCUGAAUAUUGGUGCUGAAGGAAAAAUAAAAGGAACCAUGAUUUUGCCGACUUGUUCCCAAGUAUGCACAGGCAAAUGAUGCAAUAUUAUGUUCUUGUUCAUCUUCUAAUAGUACUGCCAUGAAUGGCAUUGUUCUUUAUGGAGUGCAAUUAUACAUGCCCAAAACUGGAUUUUACUGAGGGAGACUACAUAGUAUACAUGAGAGCAGUUAUUGCACGAAGAGAAUGUGAGUUUCUCUAUUUUUUCCCCUCCCAUAAAUAUUUAUUUUAGAAUUAUUUCUUGUAUUGAAUUUUGUUUUUGGUUUCUUGUAAACGUAAAGUGUCUUUUCGCAGGAUUUUGUUUUUUGGAGUGUGAUUACCAAACCAGGGGCUCCUUCUGACUUCUAUGAUCUUCAUGGCUUGAAGUGGAAUGAAGCUGCUAGGGAUGGAUGUGUACAUAAUUAGUGGCAAUAGAAUGUUCUAAGCUUUAUCUUGAGAGGUUAAUGAUGCAAUAUGCUUGAGAAAUUUGGAUGAAACUUGAAACUUGAACUAGCCAUUUUUUAUAAUUAAUUUGCUUCAUUCCUCACAAUUUUACAGUUGGAAAUUUACAUGUUGGUAACAUGCACAAGCUCAUAGUGAUGUACAAGGGCUGGUGGUUAUUUUUUAAGAACGUUGCUUAGAUUUCCUAUUGGGGGCUGCAGCAUAAUAUUGCUGUGAAGUUUGUGGGUGUGGCGAUUUUAUUUCACUGUUUUGUCAUAAUUUUGUAAUGCGACCAAGAAAAAGAGCCAAAUAUUGUUGUCGUUUUGUUGGACAUUCUACCAUGUUAUAUUCAUUGGGAAAUGAAUGCUGCAAUUUGGUCCCAGGUGGGAAAUUUUU